Messenger RNA from Camellia sinensis, 498 nucleotides. Lineage: Eukaryota; Viridiplantae; Streptophyta; Magnoliopsida; Ericales; Theaceae. The record is from RefSeq and is a predicted model, not a curated record.
AUGACAGAUUCCACCAGUGUGUCCCCUUAUUCUCAAACACCGAGGAGUGAGAGUCCCAUUAUACCUACUACCAUGACUAAGAACCCCAACCGUAGUCUGAAAAUCACCACCUCUCUAUUUAAUGGUCAAAACUACCUAGCAUGGUCUCAAAGUUUGACUAUGUUUUUGAAGAGCAGAGGGAAGAAGGGGUAUGUUGAUGGCAGGAUACAGGCACCUAGUACCAUUGACUCGGGUUAUAACCAAUGGGAGAUUACCAACUCUUUGAUUAUGGGUUGGCUUAUCCAUUCAAUGGUUCCAGAACUUGGUGAGGGCUACUUGUCUAUGGAGACUGCCCAGGAUGUUUGGGAUGUUGUGGUUGCCACCUAUUCCCGCAAAGGGAAUUUCUCACAGGCAUUUGAGUUGCGCCGCUCUAUUGAGAGCUUACUUCAGGGGGAGCAGAUUGUUCUUCAGUACUUCACUUUCCUCACCAACGGCUGGAAACGCCUUGACCACCUUUAA